AUGUACAUAUUCAUUGGACUGACCUAUGCUAUAUCAUCAUUCCAUAUCGUACUCGCAUUAAUGAGUAUUAUUCUUGGCAUUAUUUCACAAAGUCGAGAACUCGUUUGGAUGGCACAUAGUAUAUCACCACUAUGGAGUGGUGUUUUUUUUGCACUGUGUGGUGCCAUAGGGAUAAUAUGUGCACGUCAAAAAGGUCUCUAUGUGAUAUUAUGCUAUGUAGCAAUAAGUAUUGUAACGCUUGUAGUCGAUUGUGUCAAUAUUCAAUUGCUACGCUUAGGUCUUGUUAAUAUAAUGACAGACGGACAAGCUUAUCUAAAAGAACAAAAAGAUCUGCUUGUAUUUGUUGCAUUGAUUAUUUCCCUAAUUGAAUGUUUAAUGUGUUUAUUAAGUAUAUCUGUUGGAGUACGAUUAUCGUUUGAUGCCGCCAAGAAAAAAUUUCGUAAAAAAGAAGGCGUUUUUUAUGUUCAAAUACUAUCAGAAAAAGAUAUUGUUGUCGUAUCAAAGCCAUCAUCAUCAAAACAAUCUGUUUCAGCUCAUGAAUCUGUUCAAUCAUUCGAUCGAUCAUUGGCAUGA
This is a messenger RNA of Rotaria socialis, 573 nucleotides long. The record is from the annotation of a GenBank genome assembly. Lineage: Eukaryota; Metazoa; Rotifera; Eurotatoria; Philodinida; Philodinidae.